CAGAGUGAUGUCUUGAGUUUUAUCACAACGUAUAAAAUGAGGGCAAAUGCCACAUUUGACACACUUCAGCGAACCUCAUCUCCAAGAUGCUGCUAAUAACUGCACUUCUGUCCAUUUUGUUUGCAGUGGGAAUCGAAGGUCGAACAGCCCGAAGAAUUCCUAUCGUCCGAGACAACAGAAUCAUCAAUGGCGUUGAUGUCGAACAAGGAGAAUUUCCUAGUCAACUAUCACUGCAACGUCCGAGAAGCCACAGCUGUGGAGCUUCCGUCUUGAACGAAAACUGGGCGUUGACAGCAGCUCACUGUGUUGAUGGGUCAUCUAUAUCCAGCAUCACAUUUUGGGCUGGAACAAUUUACCUGGACAACGGAGGAACCCGACAUGAAGUUGAAGAAAUCAUUGUUCAUGAGGGUUACGUUGAAGAAGAUUCUUGGAAAAAUGACAUCGCUGUUGUUAAGGUGUCAAAUCCUUUCGAGAUCGAUGGAGUGAACAUUAAACCAAUUCCUCUGCCACCCCAGGGACAAAACCCAGCUGAUGGUUCUACUGCCACGGUCAUUGGAUGGGGCAGACUGCAAGAAAAUGGCCCUAUACCUAACACACUACAGAAGGUCGACCUCGACAUUGUGAAUCAGGAACAGUGCAACGAUGUGUACAGCAACCUUGGCUAUCCUAUUUACGAAGGCCAUAUCUGUGCUGAUGUACCACAGGGAAAUCAGGGAUCAUGCAAUGGUGAUUCAGGAGGCCCGUUGCUCGUAGACGGGGCGGUUGUCGGUCUUGUAUCCUGGGCGUACGGAUGCGCUGUCCAGGGCUACCCUACCGUGUACACCCGGGUCUCAGCCUACCGGGACUGGAUCACUGAGAAGACUGGAGUCUAAUCGACAAUGACGUCACAACACGUCGCUCUGAACUCUACCACCGAACACUAUUUCAUCCACUAUUGACAUAUUACGAGAAAAAAACAAACACUUCUCACUAAAUAAACAUCGAAGAAAUGUUUCGCAAAAUAAAUGGAAUCUUACCCUUCUUACUUAUAUUUUCAGAUAUGUAUUAAAAAUCAAAGAAUAUCUUAAAUAUCUGUUAUGGGCAAAAACGUGGAAUGUAUCUUUAAAUAUGGAUUCUUGGACACUUCGUGGCCGAGCUAUGGCCGAUUUGAAAACAGAUGCAGAAAUCUUAAAAUAAUUAUGGUUGUUAAGUUAAUGACAAGUAACAGAACUGUAACUUAAGGUAGAAAAUGAACGCGGAUUAAUACGUAACACGCCUCAAAUUUUUCAUUCACAUCAUAAACGUCCAUGUCAAAUAUUUGUACUGCUCACUUAGUCUCCGGGGGGUAUGCCCACAAACACAACUAGUCUUCUGCCACAGAAAAGGCUUGAUUUCAAUCAACACUGGAUAACUAAUCGAUAGUUGUAAAACGAUUUGGACUCUGCUAGUCAAUUCGCUUUGAAGAUGGAGACAGUAAGAGUCUCCGAAACGUCGAAAACAUAGCCCACAUCUAUAAGGCGCCACCACACAAUAAACAUAAGAGCAUUUUAAACUUGGAUUGUAAAGUUGGACAACACUAAAUAAAAUCUCAUGUGGAUAAAAUUCACAGCGCUUAUAUAUCUCGUAUAUAUUCGUAUGUUGACGCAAAUUUUCCUGCAUUUAUAUAUCUCUUUGUAAAUGAGAUUGCGUGUUCUUUGAACGAAUGCAUCGUGGGCUGAUCGUGUCUGUCUAUCCGCCCGUCUGUCAAGUCGAUUCAACUAAAGAACCAACGGACGGAUUUGGAUGAAAUUUGGCAUGGAGGUUGUGCCAUUCUGCACGACCUCAAAAUCGUAAUUUUAAAUAUCCUACGAGCGGUGAUAACAAAAUGACGGACGUGAAAAGUCGUGAGGUGGACAAUGAGGUGCUGCGAUCUGGUGUCCAUGCUGGGGAUAUUUGUUCACAAUGGUAAUCAUGGUUACCAUUGGCGACCAUUGUUAUGCGUACCUUGAAUGUUUACCAUGGUUACUAUGGUAAAGUGGGAAUAAGCCGAAGUGAUCGUGCAUGUAGGAGUGUUUUAGCUUUAAUUAAGAAAAGUCAGUUCUUCAAAUUGGAAUAUUUAUAAAUUCUCUAAAUUCGUAAAUUAGUUUCUCGGGGAAAGGCAGGUAUAAUACCUCAAAAAGCACGCCACAAAGAACACAUGAGGAUAUUAUGUGCACUUCGGUACGGGAAUACAAUUUCCGUGCGUUGUACGAGUCCUGUUAAUGGUGUAGAAAGUUGUUUACCGCGUUGUUUGUAGAAUAUCUGUUAUGACACUCAAAAUUACUAUGGACUGUAUCCUAUUUUUAACGUAAUCAUUUAAUGGGCCCAGUUAAUGGUGUCCAUAAUGGAUGACUGAUUACCGUAUUGUUUGUAGAAUAUCUGUAAUGACAUAUUUUGAAAUUACAAUGGACUGUAUUAUAAGUUUAAAGCAAUCUUCGUUAGCCACUUGUGCAGGUUGAUUGAUCUAUGAAACUUAAUCAAAAUACGUAAAAAAAAAGGUUACGUUCAGUCGUUAUUCGCUUUUCAAUGUUAUCUUUAUAAGUGAUAAAGAUUGUUUUGCAAA
This is a messenger RNA of Zootermopsis nevadensis, 2560 nucleotides long. Its product is annotated as mite allergen Der f 3. Lineage: Eukaryota; Metazoa; Arthropoda; Insecta; Blattodea; Termopsidae. Gene Ontology annotation, molecular function: serine-type endopeptidase activity. Gene Ontology annotation, biological process: proteolysis. The record is from RefSeq and is a predicted model, not a curated record.